This is a messenger RNA of Ceratosolen solmsi marchali, 1483 nucleotides long. Its product is annotated as Mitochondrial calcium uptake 1. The record is from RefSeq and is a predicted model, not a curated record. Gene Ontology annotation, cellular component: uniplex complex. The transcript is spliced from 11 exons. Gene Ontology annotation, biological process: mitochondrial calcium ion homeostasis; calcium import into the mitochondrion. Gene Ontology annotation, molecular function: calcium ion binding. Lineage: Eukaryota; Metazoa; Arthropoda; Insecta; Hymenoptera; Agaonidae. Bases 32 to 1462 code for a protein of 476 amino acids.
GCUUCUUAGAAGACAAUUUUUCACAUUAUUUAUGAAACAAGAACCUCAUAUUAAUACGAUCGCAACUAAGAUUUACAAAUGCAAAAGAACCGAAGCUUGCAUUUAUCAAGCACGACGUACAUUUAAAAAUUUUGGACAUAGGCAGAAGCAACUCGGCCCAUUAACCCAAAAAUUUGGAUUUGCGACAGUAUCGUUUAUUAUUAUAACCAGUCUUAAUUGGCAUAAAAUAAGGAGUAUUUUCUUUCCAAGUAUAGAAGCAGCGGCAAAUAUUGAGUCUAAUGAAAAUGAAGAGGAAAAUUAUAUUACCGAAGAGUUUGAACAGGAUGAAAUCAAAAAGAAAAAAAGCAAGAAAGAUAAAGUGGGAUUUCGAGAUAGAAAGAUAAUCGAAUAUGAGAACCGCAUAAGGCAAUUUUCAACUCCAGAUAAAGUGUUUCGAUAUUUUGCAACACUUGAAGUUAUAAAUCCAGUCAAUGGUACACAUGAGGUGUUGAUGACUCCAGAUGAUUUUUUAAGGUCACUGACACCUGGUGUUUUACAGCCGCAGGGUUUAGGAUUGGAUAAAUACAAACGGUAUGAUCCCAAGACUGUGCAUACAAAACUAGAGUUGGAGUUAAGCGAAAACAGUAUUUUCUACAAACUUGGAAGUUACGGUCUUAUAACAUUUUCAGAUUAUAUAUUUUUACUCACUGUUUUAUCAACAUCUCGUCGGCAUUUUGAAAUAGCUUUUAGAAUGUUUGACGUAAAUGGUGAUGGUGAUGUAGAUUUUGAAGAAUUUAAUAAAGUUUCGAAUUUAAUUCGCCAACAAAGCAGUAUUGGUAAUCGUCAUAGAGACCAUGCAAAUACUGGUAAUACGUUUAAGGGCGUUAAUUCAGCACUAAUGACUUAUUUUUUUGGAUCUGAUUUAAAGCAAAAACUGAAAAUUGAAAAGUUCCUGGAUUUUCAACAGCAAUUGCAGGGUGAAAUUCUGAGUCUUGAGUUCGAGCGGAAGGAGCCCAAUGACAAAGGUUAUAUCAGUGAAGUUGCUUUUACCGAAUUACUUUUAGCUUAUGCUGGCUUUACAGAGAUAAAAAAAUCGCGUAUAAUUAAGAGAGUUAAGAAAUUUUUUAAGGACAGUUCUGAGGGGGUUCAUAAAGAGGAUUAUCUUAAAUUUUUUCAUUUUCUAAGUAAUAUCAAUGAUGUCGAUACAGCUCUGACAUUUUAUCAUAUAGCUGGAGCAUCAAUUGAUCCAGCUACCUUAAAGCACGUUGCAAAAACUGUAUCUCACGUUGAUUUGUCCGAUCAUAUAAUCAAAGUUGUUUAUACAAUUUUCGAUGAAAACAUGGAUGGGCAAUUGAGUAAUCGAGAAUUUGUUGCUGUAAUGAAAAACCGAGCGCUUCGGGGCUUAGAAAAGCCCAAAGAUACUGGAUUUGUUAAGCUUUUACAAUCUAUUUUAAAAUGUGCGAGAAAUAGUUAUGCUAGCUAAUUAAAAAAUAAUAUUUUUCAA